ACGACUCGCUGUGUCCAAUCUAAAACAAAAGUGCCGCAAGCUUUUUAAUAUCCUUUUUUAUUGGAUUUUUUGAAGUUAUAAACGAAAGGGCCCCUCUUUGUGAAAGUUUCAAGCGAGCUUAAGGAGUUCGUAAAUGCAUAAGUGAGAUGAUUUGGUUUAAAACCUGUGCUUUAUUGCAAUUUUUGCUGGCCUUAUCUGUAACAUCACUGGUGUCUAGUCAAGGUAUUGAAGGUCCUUCAUUGGCAAAUGAUCCAAGUCAAAAUAUAGAUGAAGACACAAUUGAUCUAACGCCAUCUAUAGAUCUUUCUUCAGAAAAAACUGAAGAUGAUCGUGGAGCUGGACAGAUUGUGGGCCAGUCAUUAUUUACACCGCUCCUAGGACAGGGUAUUUUACCAGGGCCAUUGAACAUGUUCGGAUUAAUGUUUCCUGCGCUGAAUUCUCUGCUACUUUUGGGCAAUCUGUUUCCUGCGCCAUCGCUUUUAGGCCAACCGUCACUGUUGGGCUCAUCCCAACAAAUCGGUGCUUCACAGAAUGAUGAGUUGCCAUCUGCAUCAAAGGUGGUUUUAGUGUUGGCUGAAGAUCGGAAUCCUCAUGCUGCUAUGAGAGCUGCUAAUCAGGAAGCAGCACGUACAAUUCGCCAAAAUGACAUGCUCAGUCAGCUUCUGGAUCAAAUACGCCAGGCUGAUUUCGGCCAAAUGCUGUUUGAACAAAUGCAGCAGCAGAAUCCAGGACAAAUGUUGCAACAGAUUGUACCGCAAGACAUAUCACAGUCAGUGGGCCAACUUCUGUCGCAGACAUUGCAACAAAUUCCAAUAGCCUAUUCUCCGCUGUCGGGUCUAGGUCAAGCUUCCGGUGAACCUGCAGUAGGUGCAGCAAUAGGGCAGACAGAAGGCGAGAGCGUUGCUCCGGCUGCCGAUAUGCCACCAUCGUCUACGUCUGUCUUUCAAUUUCCAAUUUUCCAAUCAGCUAUAGACGCCGGAUCCCAAAUUUUAGGUCAAGCCUUUCAACCACUCAAUGCUGAUUCGAGUUCUGGGUUCCCGGUUCCAAAUAUUCAAUCGGCUAUUGAUGCAGGUUCGCAAAUGCUUGGACAAGCUUUGCAACAAGCUAACGCAGACGCCACUACCAGUGGAUUUCAGUUUCCUAAUAUUCAAUCAGUGAUAGAUUCUGGUUCGCAAAUGCUUAGUCAGAGCGGGGGCUUAUUUAAUUUGCGCCCGAUGCAAUCGCUAGAUCCACCUAUGUCUAGCUCCGACGCCGAACCAGCAGCUUCUCAGGUUUCUGAGGUACGUGUAAAGCCGGAGGCCAUUCCAGCAGUUCACAAUCCAAGCGAACAAAACAUGCGAGCGGCUGAGAAUAUGGAUGACCUGAAAAUGAUGGCCGGUUUGAAGAAAGCUCUUGUCCACAAGAAAUUACCUAUAUUGUGGUUCCGUAUUCCAAUUGACUCACGCGAAACGGACCCUGACAUUGAGGUGAAACACCAGACAGAGCCUAAACAAAAAAAUUGUGAUGAAUUGAAACUAGAAACUAGGCUACAAGCUUUUCAGCGUCAGGUUAUAAGUGAGCUCAAACUUCUUCAGAAUAUCGAACGUCAGGCUAAAGAAAUGCGCUCGGCUUCAAGUGGAGCUACGGAUAAAGUAUUCAAAGAAAAUCAUCACACGAGCAUUCUGAGUAAGCUUCCGGUACAUAAGAUAACACGAGCUGAUAUUGAGAAAGCUUUGAACGACGAAUACGUCAAAAGGCUACUGCAAAAGGUGGCAAUCGCAAAUCGAAAAGGAACUGGAAAAAGUAGAUACCAGGAAGCUUUCACGCCUACUGGUGCGAAUUUUAAGCGCCAGACUAUGACUCCAACACCUACGAUGACACCAAGGCCAAUGUCAAGAGAAGAAAUUGUUCGCCUGAUGGCCUACGCAUAUCGUAUGGCAAAUGCUAAUGGGAUACCAAUGCUUGAAUCGCCCGAUAUUAAGAAGCCAACAACGGAAACUGACGCGGAAUCCAGUCGAGCUUUUGGCGUCAAUGAAAAAACAACGGAACAUCAAUGGGCAACAGACCCAAAGACUCCAAGCCAUAUGACCACCAUGAAACCCAUUGAUAUGCAGUGGGCAGACGAUCGAAUGCAGAUGCCUCAAACACAAAACUUGAAACAAAAUCCUACAAUGAUACACACAGCCAGACAAUUGCAAGAUAAAAUGAACCAAGCAAUGGACCGUCAAUGGAUAGAUGAACAGAAAAUGGAACAACUGAUAUCCCCUCAAAAACUUAACAUUGAAGAUCCCAAGCAACAGCAGACAAUGGAACAAAUGUCACAGCGCAUGCCAGUUGAACGGCAAUGGGACCAAACAACUGGCACCCGAAGUUGGAUGCAGGAAAAUCCUCAAAUGCCCAUUCAAAGACAAUGGAUUGACACGCAGACGCAGGGCUUGACAAGUCCUAUUACGCGGCAACAGCAGAUAACAGCGGCUACUCCUGAGGAGGAGCGAAUAUGGGCAGGGAAAUUUGCAAUGCAGCAGCCCUCUAUGGUAGUGCAACAACAGCCGAUGACAAUCCAGCAGCCACAGGUUUCCAUGCAACAACCUCCAAUGGCUAUGCAAGAACAGCCCAUGGCAACUCAACAACCUGCAAUAGAUAUUCAACAACAGCGGAUGACAAUGCAGCAACCACCGGUUUCUAUACAACAAACUCCAAUGGAUGUGGAACAACACCAGAUGGUAACUCAACCGCCUACAAUGGAUAUUCAACAAGAGCGAACCCCUAUGCAACAACGCCCGAUGACAAUUCAGCAGCCUCAUAUAACAAUGCAGCAGCCGCAGGUUGCUAUGCAACAACAGCCGAUGACAAUGCAACAACCACAGUUGAAAACGCAGCAACCUCAAGUUGAUAUGAUGAUAUUACAGCAGAUGCCACCGGAGAUGCAGCGGCAAAUGCAGAACCCGGAUACUCUCGCCUCGCCACAAAUGCCCGAUAAUGAGGGAAAGGCGCGUCUCAAAGGGGCUUCAAUCUUAGACGAAUUUGAUCUUUUGGGAAUUGACUGGAAACGAGGUGUUAAGGGCAAAGUAAAAACUCACGGUAUCUUAAGGCCGACAGUUAUUAACUACUAUUACAAUGCUGGCGGUCGCGCACCCGGCUAUGGAUAUAGUGGCUCAAGCUACCAGCCUAGCUAUAGCGGAGGUGCAGGUGCAAUUUAUGGACCUGCGUCGGGCUACGGAGGAGGUGCAUCAAGUUAUAGCAGUGGAAGUGCAGCAGGAAGUUAUGGUAGUAGUGGCUAUGUUGCGCCCACCGGUGGAUCGUAUAGGAUGGCUAUUGGAGACGAUGAAAUCCAAGCAAUGCUUAAAGAACACUCACAAAUGAAAAUGAUGCCCGAAACAUACCCCAACCCCGUUAUUACCGAUAAUGUGCCAACACUAAUAUUCCAGUCAACGAAAUCAGCCACUGACAACAACAUGUCUAAACCGAUAUCAACACAGAUGGCUACUUUCUCGAAAGAGGAUGAACAAAAUUCAACAUUAACUGCUUCAUAUCCAACUACGCAUUCUUCAAAAAUGUCAAGGUUAGAUUGUAAGUUAAGACUUAACAGUGUUUCAGACAAAGAUAAAACUUCCGGGGGUGAUUAUGUACGACAUAAACGAAACGCUAACUUUGGUUCUUUACAACCCAUCGACGCCAAUUCCCUAAAAGAGCUUCGCAAAACAUAUAAGGAUUCUUUGAAGGAGAUAACAUUAAAACCAGAUGAAGAUCCCGCGGAGGCUCUCAUGCGAUACAAUGAGGCAUCCAUUCGACAUGCUUUGGAGCAGGCAAAUCAAGAACCGAUGGAAAUAAGUACCGAUGAACACGCAGCGCCAGCGGUUGAAACUCAGAACAAUGAUGCAUAUUUCAAAGACGCCCAAGUUCAAGUUUUAAAUCAUGACCUCGCUACAGGCCAUGUUGUGUCACAAUCACACCUCUAUGUACCCGCCCACAACGGCCAACAUAAACACUAUAAAGUAAUCGGGGAGCCGUCCAGCCCCAAUCUGAAUAUUCGCGAACAGGCUAUCAAAAUACUAACGCUAAAAGAUCAUACCAAGUCGUUGGAUAAGACGGAAAUCUUGGCAGCCAUUAAGAAUUCACAUGAAACAUCUGUAAGCUCCAAGAAAUCAAUUGACGCGCCGCAAAAUAUCAUUUUCACUUUACCCGAGAGCGAGCUGAAAACAGUUUUGGAACUUAUUUCGCAUCAAAUGCAAAUGUGUUGCGAUAAGUGUAGAGAUCGGAUUAUAUCUAGUAUCAAGGCAAAUAUCAAAGAAGAGCAUUCAGAAGAGGGUGUUCAGAAGAGUAACCAUGAUUAUGCGGCAAAACAUUCAAGGGCAGCAAAUAGUUUUGAGGAUGAAUCCAAAAGCGAUGACGAGAAAUUCAAUAAAUGGUUGCGUGAAAUGGAAGCCAAAGGAUAUGACUCCAAAUAUUUGACCAAGUCCCAUCACUGGCAGUAUUUAAAUAGUGGAAAAUUGACGUUAGCUUUGGAAAGCAAUGAAGGGAAGCAGCAGGUAGAUAAUAAAAUUUCAAAGAAAGCUAACGACCAGCAGUCAUUGAAGCGCUAUACACAUGUAAACUCUUUAUUGGAUGAUGACGACAAGAAAAACACACAAAAUAAUAUGUCCAGUAAAAUCAAAGGUAAGGCGUUUGAAAAAAAGGUUCCCGAACUGAAUUACUUGACCAAAGAGCAUGCUCAUGUGGUGAAUGAUGAGUUGCGCCAUUUGAAAGAUUCCUCAGAAGAAGGAAUAUCCAGUCCUUAUGCAAUGCGUGGUAAAUUUAAGAGCAUCAAAGUUUCCAGUCGUACUGGUACUUCACCAGGAACUACGCCAGUAAAAUUUUGCGCAAUGUCCCAGGAACCACAUACUGGUAGUACUGUCGACGCAAAUAAGGCUAAGGUUGUAGAGUUACUAAGCCUGCUUUACGACUUGAGUCCCAAGACAGAGAGUGUGAAUACUAAACCUACACAGUUCUCAGUAAUGGUUAUGCCUAUUGUUGCGACUUCAACUGAGGGUCCAGAGCAUUUGACUACCACCAGCAGGGCCCGAACCAAAAGAGGGCGAUCCAGACGCAGGCAGAAAACUGAAACUGGAAUUGUGACACAGCCAGACAAAAAUAUGCUGGAAACCGUUAAGCCAAUUAAAGUAAAUAGUUAAGCUAAACUUAGUCACUUGCAUAUACAACAUACAUAUAGUUAUAAAUACAAACACUCAUAUGCAUGUG
Molecule: messenger RNA, 5217 nt
Organism: Rhagoletis zephyria (snowberry fruit fly)
Lineage: Eukaryota; Metazoa; Arthropoda; Insecta; Diptera; Tephritidae
Product: defective chorion-1 protein, FC125 isoform
Biological process (GO): chorion-containing eggshell formation
Cellular component (GO): extracellular region; egg chorion
Molecular function (GO): structural constituent of egg chorion
Source: RefSeq, a predicted model, not a curated record